AUGGAGUCCACUCUCCUCGCCCUCAGUCUGGCCAACCUCGCCAUCUCAGCACCUGCUUCCCGGCACCAGGCUCCUCACUACCCGCCGACGUCGUCCUCGCAGGCCUUCAAGCUCGUCGCCAACGUGACAGACCCUGCACUCGACUUCUCCCCCUCCAUCAACAAUUGGGUGCAGGGCUACCACACAGGUGCCGGCACCAACGCGGCGGUGCUCGCGCCCUUCGACGCCACCACCAACCCGGGCCGCAUCUUCUAUCAGAACGGCACCACCCAGGACCAGGCCUACCAUUCCACCACUCUCCUCACCGACGCCGGGUCGCUGCCCGGGCCCUUCUCGUGGCAGGUGCAGUCGCCCACCGAGUUCGACCCGCUGUACCCGGACCAGCACCACGUCACCAUCGGCGUCGGCAAGCCCACGCUCGCAUACGUGGCCAGCUUCCCGGUCGUCUACCCGACCGUCCAGAAUCUUCUUGGGCAAGGGAGCUUUGUAGCCUGCAAGAACGCGUUGCCUAGCUUGCUGGGCGCAGGGACGGUUGUCACGGUCAAUUAUGCCUACGCGACCUUUGAGGGGCCUGGUGGCGGUUACGAGUACAAUGCGAAUAUCCUUGAGGGUUGUGUUCCCAUCUCACUGAUACCGCAGUGCGCUGCGCUGGACCCGUCUUCUGGAGCGAGCCACGAGUUUGCCCUGAUUGAGCGGUGCUAUGAGGAUGUCGCUGCUAUCAACUGGCCAGAGUACGGCCCGUGA
Messenger RNA from Diaporthe citri, 744 nucleotides. RefSeq lists its product as uncharacterized. NCBI's taxonomy places the organism in Eukaryota, Fungi, Ascomycota, Sordariomycetes, Diaporthales, Diaporthaceae. The coding region runs from base 1 to 744 and encodes 247 amino acids. The transcript has a single exon. The record is from RefSeq and is a predicted model, not a curated record.